This is a messenger RNA of Aureobasidium musti, 1470 nucleotides long. NCBI's taxonomy places the organism in Eukaryota, Fungi, Ascomycota, Dothideomycetes, Dothideales, Saccotheciaceae. The record is from the annotation of a GenBank genome assembly.
AUGAGAUCUGACCUACGCGACCGCCGCAUAACAUUGUGGAUAUCUGUGUUCGUUGUCUCUGUGUUUGUCCUGCGCCAUCUCCAAGAUGGGAUCUAUCGCAUUCUGCCAAAGUACGGAUAUGGAGCCAAUGCUGGUCCCAUCUGGAGCGCAACACAAGACGCUGAAGUGAUUCGGUCGCUCAAGCUCAACACGUCGAGGAUAGAAUACCGUCGAUACUGUUCCCGCGCCAGACCGAACAAAGACACCAAAAGACAGCCCCUCAUCGGCCUGAGCUGGCCGUUGCUGAGGGAUACGCAGGCCAACCAGAUCGCUGCAGAGCAGCUUGAACACGAUGGCUUCAACAGAGCAUGUCAACAAGGACAGAUACUCAAUGUACCUCUCGAUCGCCCCAAUGCCUUGAUAGACACUGGCAGGCUCAUGCUCGGAGCUGCAACUUCUAUCAAACGCAUCAAACAAAGUCUACCAGAGAUGGCUCGAUGGCUCGCCAACACAAACACAAAUCUUGUAGUGGUUCUUCGUGACAAGAAUCCGAAGACCACCGAUCUGCAAGUUGUCAUGGAUUUGGCCGAAGAGCUGAAGAUAGAUGUCACAUUGGUCUCGGACCCUUCGAUGACAGGAGAGGCAGAGAGCAACUUUGGUCUGGCAACAUACCUGCACAAGAGUCUUUCGGAAAACACACAAUGGGUUGGAAUCAUAGACGAUGAUACCUUCUUUCCAUCCUUGCCACGAUUGCUGGCAUCGCUUACUCCUUAUGAUCCGUCACUUCCUUGGUACAUUGGCGGCUUGAGUGAGCGUCGUUUAAGCACAAGCAGAGAAGGGUUCAAAGCAUGGGGCGGAGCAGGGAUAUUCCUCUCCCGACCUCUGCUGACCACCCUAGCCGAGAAUCAUCGUGAGUGCCUACCCAUGGCAAAACAGUGGGGUGAUGCAUUAUGGCGAGAUUGUGUCUUCAAAGUCACCACGCCUACGGUGCAUCUCACCAGACUCCCCGGCCUCAAUCAACUUGACAUGUUCGGCAAUAUGGCUGGCUGGUAUGAGUCGAGUCCCAAUCCGCUUCUCAGCAUUCAUCACUGGAAGAGCUGGCACCAGUUCCCUAUACCUCUUGCGCACCUAGUCACAGAUGUCGCAGGUGUAGACAGUUUCCUGCAGCGAUACAGCUACAUCGAUAAUGUAGUGUUUACCAACGGCUACAGCAUUGUGCAGUAUCCAGGUGGUCUACCAGACAUGAACCUUGUCGAGGGAACAAUGCAUCCAUAUCCCGGUGCAAAGAUGCCAGGUGCUGGUGGCGAGUUCAAGGAUAGUCUUGGGAGGUUGCGGCCAGCUUUGGAAGAAGGGCGACAGAAAAUCAGUUGGACUUUUGUAACUGCAGUCACAGCAGACAAUGGUUGUGUGAGGCAGUUUUAUGUUAAAGGGGCUUCUGCUGGACAGAGCGAUGUAGAUAGUGUUAUUGAGGUAGACUGGUGUCGUAGCUGA